Messenger RNA from Ascochyta rabiei, 792 nucleotides. RefSeq lists its product as uncharacterized. Gene Ontology annotation, molecular function: aralkylamine N-acetyltransferase activity. The transcript has 2 exons. NCBI's taxonomy places the organism in Eukaryota, Fungi, Ascomycota, Dothideomycetes, Pleosporales, Didymellaceae. Gene Ontology annotation, cellular component: cytoplasm. The record is from RefSeq and is a predicted model, not a curated record. The coding region runs from base 1 to 792 and encodes 263 amino acids.
AUGCCUCGCGAUCUGCUAGCCGAUAAGGCCUUGGAGUCCAUGCCCCGGCUGUCGAGAGCGCCAGCCGCCGCCAGCCCAGCUGAUGACGAGAAGAAAGCCAACGCCUACGGCACAAGUCUGGUCCUGGUAGAAGACCGUUUCAAGAACACGACCAAAAUCCAUCCGUUUUCCUCGCUACUCAGCGUCGACGACCUCGACGACUGCGAUUGGCUCGAGCAUGCCGCCUUCGACCCUGUCGAGGCAGCCUCACGGGAAAAGAUCGAGUACCGUCUCCGGACAUGCGGCGAACUGUGCACAGGACUCUUCUCCUCGGCCUACCCCACCACUGCAGGACCCCUAGGCAGCAUACAAAAGACACGCGCCUUCCCCUCUGUCGACUCCCGCGACUCAGACCGCAAACGCAUCCUGCUAGGCCACAUCAUUAGCACCAAGUCGUCCUCCAGCCUCGUCACAGACGACGCAAUGGACUACCCCAAGGACUACCGCACAAACUACCAGCUCACGCCCCCCACCGGCCACAACGAAGACGGCGACACCCUCUGCCUUCACUCGCUGUGCGUGCACCCGGACUUUGCCAGCCGGGGGCUCGGGCAGGUGCUGUUGAAGAGCUACGUCCAGCGGAUCAAGGACGCAGGCGUGGCCAAGCGUGUCGCCCUGCUCUGCAGAGAGCGCCUGAUUGGCUUCUACGAGAAAGCCGGCUUCACAAAGGUGGGGCCUAGCAACUGCCAGUACGGCGGCGGGAACUGGUUCGACAUGGUGAUUGAGUUCAAUAGCCACAAUCAGGAUUCCUAG